Molecule: messenger RNA, 3196 nt
Organism: Cyprinodon variegatus (sheepshead minnow)
Lineage: Eukaryota; Metazoa; Chordata; Actinopteri; Cyprinodontiformes; Cyprinodontidae
Gene: csf1ra
Product: macrophage colony-stimulating factor 1 receptor 1-like
Exons: 22
Coding region: 184-3120 (978 amino acids)
Biological process (GO): cytokine-mediated signaling pathway; cell surface receptor protein tyrosine kinase signaling pathway; multicellular organism development
Cellular component (GO): CSF1-CSF1R complex; signaling receptor complex
Molecular function (GO): ATP binding; macrophage colony-stimulating factor receptor activity; cytokine binding
Source: RefSeq, a predicted model, not a curated record
CUCACUGAUGUUUGCUGUCUGACUGUAAACAAGCACAAAGGAGUAAUAAGGACACGGACAAACAGAGAGGGAAGAAGGGAGUUUUGUGUCCACAUUUGGAUGGUGGGAACUUCAGAAUCCCAGGGACGUUUUUGAAUCUCUAUUUUAAGCUGAAGACAACUAGAGCAGGUCUGGAGUUUAUCCAUGAUGGAGUCCUUCCUCACACUGCUGCUGGCACUUGUGGCCUCUGCAGCUUCAGUGGAAUGGAGGCGUCCAAUAAUCAAAGUCAAUUCCAAGGUGGUGACAAACCCUGAGGUGGUGGUUAGGGUUGGCAGGCCUCUGGAUCUGAGGUGUGAGGGCAACGGUCCUGUGAGCUGGCAACCCAGGCUUGCCAAACACAGGCGAUUUAUGUCUAGAAGCAGUGGGAACGUCCGCAUCUUCAGGGUGGAACGGCCUUCGGCAGAAUUCACCGGAACAUACAAGUGCUUCUACACUGCCGGACCCAAAUCCAGUGAUCUGGCCUCCUCAUUGCAUGUAUAUGUAAAAGACCCCUUGCGAGUGUUUUGGACCAGUAGCACAUCUCUCCGUGUGGUAAGGAAGGAGGGUGAGAACUUCCUGCUACCCUGCCUGCUAACAGACCCCUCAGCCACUGAUUUGGGCCUUCGCAUGGACAACGGCACGACCGUGCCACCGGGAAUGAACUUCACUGUGGAUAGGCACCGUGGCAUCCUAAUCCACAACCUCCACCCAAGCUUCAAUGCCGAUUACGUUUGUACGGCUAAAGUCAAUGGACAGGAAAGAACCUCUAGGGCCUUUUCCAUCAACGUCAUUCAGAAGCUGCGCUUUCCUCCUUAUGUCUUCUUGGAGACUGAUGAAUAUAUACGAAUAGUUGGGGAAGAAAUUAAGAUUCGCUGCACGACACACAAUCCAAACUUUAACUACAACGUCACGUGGAAAUAUACCACCAAAUCGAACCCAACAAUAGAGGAGACUGUUCGCUCCAAUGGAGAGAAUCGUUUGGAUAUCCAGAGCAUCCUCACAAUCCCUGCGGUUGACCUCGCAGACACAGGAAACAUCUCCUGCAUUGGUACAAAUGAAGCCGGAGUGAACAGUACGACUACUUACCUGCUGGUUGUGGACAAGCCCUACAUCAGGUUGCUUCCCCAACUCUCACCCAAACUGGCCCCAAAGGGUCUUUCUGUUGUGGUCAACGAGGGAGAGGACUUGGAGCUCAGCUUGCUCAUUGAAGCCUACCCUCAUAUCACGGAGCAUAGAUGGCUGACUCCAACACCUCCGAACAAAUCCUCACAGGAGCACAAGUUCAUCCGAUACAACAACAGAUACCAUGCAACCCUGCAGCUGAAAAGAAUGAACAUACAGGAGCAGGGCCAAUAUACUUUCUAUGCAAGGAGUAAUUCAACCAAUGCAUCCAUCUCAUUUCAAGUCCAAAUGUAUCAGCGACCUAACGCGGUUGUUAGAUGGGAAAAUGUAACCACUCUGACUUGCACCUCAUUUGGCUAUCCGGCUCCAAGGAUUAUCUGGUAUCAGUGUGUGGGAAUACGACCCACGUGCAACGAAAACACCUCAGGGUUGCAGUUGGCCAUCCCUCUCAAGGCUCCCACUGUGGAAGUCCAGAGAGAAGAGUACGGCGCUGUGGAGGUGGAGAGUGUCCUUACGGUUGGACCUUCCAGCCAGAGGAUGACUGUGGAGUGCGUAGCCUUCAAUCUUGUUGGUGUGAGUCGAGACACACUCGCCAUGGAAGUUUCUGACAAGCUCUUCACCACCACCCUGAGUGGAGCGGCAGGCAUUCUGGCCAUCCUCCUGCUGCUGCUGGUUAUUCUGCUUUACAAAUACAAGCAGAAACCUCGUUAUGAAAUCCGUUGGAAGAUCAUUGAGGCCAGGGAUGGCAACAACUACACUUUCAUCGAUCCCACGCAGCUGCCGUACAACGAGAAGUUGGAGUUCCCAAGAGACAAGCUCAAACUAGGAAAGAUUUUAGGUGCAGGUGCAUUUGGAAAAGUUGUUGAAGCAACUGCUUAUGGUCUGGGAGAGGAGGACAAUGUCAUGCGUGUGGCUGUGAAAAUGUUAAAAGCCUGUGCCCACUCAGAUGAGAAGGAGGCUCUAAUGUCUGAGCUGAAGAUCCUGAGUCACCUGGGGCACCACAAAAACAUAGUCAAUCUGCUUGGGGCCUGUACUUAUGGAGGACCAGUACUUGUGAUCACUGAGUACUGCAGCCUGGGUGAUCUGCUGAACUUCCUACGCCAAAAGGCAGAGACUUUCGUAAACUUCGUCAUGAGUAUUCCCGACAUCAGCGAGAGCUGCAACGAUUAUAAAAACAUUUGUGUUCAGAAAAAAUUUAUCAGAAGUGACAGUGGGAUCUCCAGUGUGGCCUCAAGCACUUACCUGGAGAUGAGACCUUGUCAGUUGCCUAAUGCAGAACAAUCUCAAGACUGCGAGGAAACUGGUGACUGGCCACUGGACAUGGAUGACCUGCUGAGAUUCUCCCUUCAAGUCGCGCAAGGCCUUGAUUUUCUUGCAGCUAGAAAUUGUAUCCACAGAGAUGUCGCGGCUAGGAAUGUCCUCCUGACCAACCGCAGGGAGGCGAAGAUUUGUGACUUUGGUUUGGCCCGAGACAUCAUGAAUGACUCCAACUAUGUCGUGAAAGGCAAUGCCCGUCUGCCUGUGAAGUGGAUGGCACCAGAGAGCAUCUUUGACUGUGUCUAUACCGUGCAGAGUGACGUCUGGUCCUACGGCAUCCUCUUAUGGGAGAUUUUCUCUUUGGGUCAGAGUCCAUAUCCCAGCAUGGCAGUGGACUCCAGGUUCUACAAGAUGGUGAAGCGUGGUUACCAGAUGUCGCAGCCUGACUUUGCUCCCCUCGAAAUGUAUGCCAUCAUGAAAAUGUGCUGGAAUCUGGAGCCUACAAAGCGUCCAACCUUUAGCAAAAUCUCACAGAUGAUAGAAAAACUACUCGGCGGCCAUUUUGAGCAGGGGCAGGUAAUCUACCAGAAUCUGCAGCAGGAGGUCACAGAGGCCGAUGCGUAUGACCAGCCCAAGUGUCAUGAUGGCCCUUGUGACCAGUCUUGUGACCACGGCGAAGAGGAGCAGCCUCUGAUGAAGACAAACAACUAUCAGUUUUGUUGAAAUUGCCUCAAACAACAAUACAUUUGUGAAAAGAUUGACCACCAAAAUGUAAAAAAAAAAAAAGUAAAUAAUAAAA